AUGGCUCAAGUCACGCAGCUGCGUGAGAAUCUGACUGUGAUGGUGUUUGGCGUGCCCCUCCUAGACGUGGAUAGCAAGUUCCUUAUCGCUUGUCCACAUGGACAUUCUAAGACCUGCAACUCAAAGCGCUGGAAGUUGCCUGUGCAACCAUGUCCCGAGAGCAUAUCAACGCUGAACGAGUGGUGCCAAGCAAUGUCUCAUCAUCUCAAAAUCACUUGGGACUUCGGCUUUUUGGAUCGCUCCCAGAUGGGUUGGCAAGGCGCACGGGCUGACAUUGCUCGACUUGGUGACUCUUCCAGUGGUACAAACUACAAGGGUCAGCUGAAUAACUUGCUUCACAAGCUCCUUCGUAGACCAGUGAUGAAGGGGGAUGUCGUCUACGAGCUUGAUUCCAAUAGCGCACCUUUCACUGCCUCCGUCUCAUUGACGCCCGAUGGCCUUGGAGGCAGCGAGCGGCGGCGCUUUGUCGGUGCAGCCUGCAGCGCCAAGAAGCCGGCUGAGCAGUCGGCGGCUGCGCGGGCAUUAGAUGAACUUGAAGGGCUGAACAUCCGUGCUUCCCCGGCGAAGCAGAAGAUACCGCAAAUGUUCACCUCAAACUACAAAGGACAGCUGGUGGAGCAGCUACAGCAACUGCUGGGGCACACGUUGAACGCUGGAGAUCUGGUUUUCAACACCCCAGCAGAUGCACCGCCAUUCGUCACUUCGGUCGAGGUGAAUAUCAUGGAGGAGAAGAAAACCGUGCUGAGCGCGGCUUGCCCUAACAAAAAGGCGGCGGAACAGAGUGCCGCUCGUGCCAUGGUCGAAAAACUUCAGAAGGAUUUCAGCCAGGAGUUCAAGAAGCAGCCAAUCUGUGGUCCUAUGGUGCCAGUUUUCUGCUGUACAGUCUCCAUAUUGCUGGGGGACCUCAUGAUUUGUGAGGCUGCCAGUGACUCGCUAAGUUUUUCCUCCAAGCAGGCGGCCAAGGAGAGUGCUGCCUUUGAGGCGUGUCAAAAACUUUGUCACAAAGUUGAAGGAUCUGCUGGUCAGCUGGAACUCUCCGAGCAGAUUGCGCGUUUCUGUCAAGAGAGACCUGUGGCAGCUCCAAUCUUGGUGCAGCCGCAGGAUGGCCUACUUCCCCGGCCUGUAGGGUUAGUGAUCUGA
Messenger RNA from Durusdinium trenchii, 1140 nucleotides. Lineage: Eukaryota; Dinophyceae; Suessiales; Symbiodiniaceae. The record is from the annotation of a GenBank genome assembly.